AUGCUCGAGCCGAGGAGCAUGAUGUGGAGCUCAACGAUGCCUGACGACAAAGGCGAACCCCGCAUUCAGACUGUUGGCGCAGCAUCCAAGCUCGACCAGCUGCCAGAAGUGGUGCUGCGUGCCAUCGUUGGCCAAGCCAUCGCCACAGGUGGACCCUCGGCCGUUCCGGCCCUUCUCCUCGUUUCGAGGCGUGUGCAUGAGGCCACAGUCGCCCUCUGCUUUGAGACGAUCUCGCUCGCAGACGAUGCCCAAGAGGUUGCACGCCCCCGGCCCGGAUCCAAGCUUCAGGCCGUGCUGAGCCAGCCGGUGAGGCUCGCCGAUCUUGUCAAGAAGAUUGUCAUCAAGCCCAGCGAGACCGGCUGGGAUACGAGCGCAAGCUGUGCGCCUGGCGACGGCAACGCGGCGCUCCGAGCACCCCUCGACGCCAUCCACUUCCAGCACCUGGUCCGCAAGCUUCCCAUGCUCGAGUCGAUGGUCUGGAGUUCCCGUCGGCCGCCCUUUGCCGGGUUCUGCCUCCUGCUUGCUGCCGAAGUUCCGCGCUUGCAGGAUCUCCAGGUCAUGACUCUCGGCAACGGGCCGCUGUCGGGAUCUACUACGUCGAAGCGACGCGAUUCGGACGUCUCGACAUCGGAUGCCGGCGACGAGCUCUGCACAAAGUGGAGCCCUGACGGCAUCGACGGCCUGGGUCAUCUGCGGCGAUUGUACCUGUCUCAUCUCUCGCUGGACGGCUGGAGGAUGCUCGGCGCGUCCAUCCCCUCGCUCUCGAACAUCGAGACGCUCAGCCUGGACUGCCAGUUCGUCGAGGACACCGUGCUCUGCCAGAUCGGCGAGACAUGCAAGAAGCUGCGGCACCUCUGCAUCAGCACUGGCGGCACUAAGAUGACCGCCAAAGGCCUAUCGGCGGUGCUCGAGGGAUGCUACGCGCUGGAGAGUCUGACGCUGGUCGACGUCGAAGGACGUCUGCCGCGUGACACCUGGUCUUCGAUCGAGCCCGCCUCGGACCGGUUCCGCACCUUGCGCUACGUGAUCAGCACAGACGGCCAUCACCAUUCCUGGGUCACCGACCACCUCGACUCGAUCUUUGCCUCGCUGCGCACCACGCUCUUGGACAUGGCAGAGUUUGUCGUGACGAGGCACGACGGAGCGGGCAAAGUGUCUGGCAAGCUCCGUCACGACUUCCGAUCGGCGCGCUCGACCGACCCGGUCGUUCAGCCGCGUGCGAUUCCCAGAGAAGCCUUGGACCACCUAUCGGCUCGCGGCUCCUCUCUGUCGCAUCUCAACAUCGACUUCUUCUUUCUGUCCGAGGCCGAAUUCAAGGCCAUCCUCGGCGCCUGCCCCAACAUCCGUACCAUGCAGGUCUGCGUGGAUUUCCCCUUUACGAAGCUGCUGGCCAAGAGCCCUCUCUUCACUCAGUGCUCGCGGCUGCAGGAGCUCAACGUCAACGUGCUGCCGGAGCAUUGCCCCUGGAUCCCGUCUGACGAGGUGAUGUUCGCAUCUCACUACAGCCUCGCCAACGGCCAUUCGGACGCUUCCAAGGAUGGCGGAGCGCCGUCGACCCCGGAGCGAAAGGUCAAGCCGGACAGCAGCCCCAACAAGCGGGGCUCGGUCGACACCAGCCCCUGGGUGGGCCUUGGUCAAGGAGAGCAGGUGGUCCCACCGAAGAGAGAGAUCCGGAAGCUGGCAAGGAGGUGCCCCAGCCUCAGGGUGCUGCGUUGGAUCGGCGUCCACGGUCAGGGCGAGUGGACGAUGUCGCACGGCUCUCAGCAGGUCGACUUCCGCCCCUUCACCGCCGGCGGCCACGCCGAGGCUGCCUGA
Messenger RNA from Pseudozyma flocculosa PF-1, 1815 nucleotides. RefSeq lists its product as uncharacterized. NCBI's taxonomy places the organism in Eukaryota, Fungi, Basidiomycota, Ustilaginomycetes, Ustilaginales, Ustilaginaceae. The record is from RefSeq and is a predicted model, not a curated record. Gene Ontology annotation, biological process: SCF-dependent proteasomal ubiquitin-dependent protein catabolic process. The transcript has 10 exons. Gene Ontology annotation, cellular component: SCF ubiquitin ligase complex. The coding region runs from base 1 to 1815 and encodes 604 amino acids.